This is a messenger RNA of Carica papaya (papaya), 991 nucleotides long. NCBI's taxonomy places the organism in Eukaryota, Viridiplantae, Streptophyta, Magnoliopsida, Brassicales, Caricaceae. The record is from RefSeq and is a predicted model, not a curated record.
UAGAAAGGAGAGUGCGGCGGUGGAGACCGAAGCUCCGUUCUUCUCGCCGCGGAAAGCCUGUCUUCUUCUUCUUCUUCUUCUUCUUCUUCUUCUUCAACCUGCGAUCAAGGACACAAUUACAGGGGUUCACUGCUUAGCGGUUCCAUCUCCAUUGGAUUAAGCCAGAAUUUUCAAUAGAUGAGGUAUUUGAAGCCAUUGAACUUGUUCCGUGAUUUGUUGGAAACAAAAGCAUUAGAACGAGGCCGUUUGCUUGGGUUAGAUGUUGGUGAUAGGUAUGUUGGGCUUGCUGUUUCAAACCCGCAAAACAAAAUUGCUUCACCUUUAAGUGUUUUGGUUAGGAAGAAAACAAAUAUUGAUUUGAUGGCUGGUGAUUUUCAGAGCCUGAUCUCUGAACUUUCUCUGGAGGGCUUCAUUGUUGGCUAUCCUUUUGACCGACAACGGACCGUUCCUAAUGCUGUCCAUGUGAAGCUUUUUAUCGAUGAUCUUUGUAAGACGGGGAAGCUUAAGGAUGUCAAGUACACAUAUUGGGAUGAAUGCUUUACAUCAAAGAAUGUAGAGUUGCUACUCAAGCCUUUGAAUUUGCACCCGGUUCAGGCAAAGACAAUAAUGGAUAAGUUUGCUGCUGUUGGUAUACUUCAGGUACUUUCUUGUUUAUCACUUGCAAAGAUUUAUUAGUUGAAAGUUUCUUACAUAUUUUGAUGCAGUUACUUUCAAAAAAACAUAUUUGAUGCAGUUGCUUGCAGUUUUGUUGAGUAUCCUAUUUAAUAUGUGAUUUCUGGGUAUCCUAAAUACAGGUUAAUGUUUUCCCCGUUAGGUUGGAUAUUAAGUAUUUGACCAUUAUAUAUGUGGUGAAAGUACACAAACAACACACAUAUAUUGAGGUAAAAGGGCGCUGAGAGGACCAUAGAGAACUUUAACAGUUCACAAUGUGUGUACUUUAUGGAGCCACCUAAGAAAUUUCUACUAUUGAAGAACUUAAUCAUACUGAACA